UAUAAGCGGGUGGUGUAGCACCGACAGUGUUUUCUGUGACGAAGUUGCAUAUAAACUUUAGUCAAAUAUGGGAACUUCAUCGUCAGGUUACGAGGGAUUCGUGACCUAUCUGUCAAACAAGAAGGUCCCUGAGGCUAAAUAUGUUGAAGACAUCGAGAAGUUGGUAGGAGACAAGGACCCCGUUGCUGUAACUAAUUGCGGCAAGGAGCUUUUAGCUAAGUACCGUUUUAUGGAGAAAAGCUUGGCAACUAAAUUGACAUCCCUACAUAACAAAGUUCCCGAAUUAAAAGAUGCUCUUACAAUCAUAGAAAACAUACACAAACAGAGUUCAGAUGGCUCGGGGGAGAUUUAUACAUACUUUAAAAUUUCUGAUACUCUCUAUUCGGAAGCCCGUAUUCCUACAACUAAAACAAUAUUUUUGUGGCUAGGGGCUAACACUAUGGUUGAGUACCCAGUGGAUGAAGCUAUGUCUUUGUUGAAUGACCAGCUGAGGGUAGCAUUGGAAAGUAUUGAGGAUAUCAAAAAGGAUUUGGAGUGGAUUAGAACACAAGUAACUAACACUGAAGUAACCGUUGCUCGUUUACACAACUUUAGUGUCAUGAAGAAAGCAUCGUCUGGAAGCUCUGGUUCCUAAGUUAAUGCUCACAUGUGGUUACAAUAAUAACAUAACAUCGCAAUAUUAAUAAUAUAAACGUUGUGAAUAUUUUUAAAGCACUUU
Messenger RNA from Babesia bovis T2Bo, 718 nucleotides. RefSeq names its product Prefoldin subunit family protein. The transcript has 6 exons. Bases 68 to 634 code for a protein of 188 amino acids. Gene Ontology annotation, biological process: tubulin complex assembly; microtubule-based process; protein folding. Gene Ontology annotation, cellular component: cytoplasm; prefoldin complex. NCBI's taxonomy places the organism in Eukaryota, Apicomplexa, Aconoidasida, Piroplasmida, Babesiidae. Gene Ontology annotation, molecular function: tubulin binding. The record is from RefSeq and is a predicted model, not a curated record.